This is a messenger RNA of Trichosurus vulpecula (common brushtail), 514 nucleotides long. RefSeq names its product secretoglobin family 1C member 1 (gene SCGB1C1). The record is from RefSeq and is a predicted model, not a curated record. The coding region runs from base 1 to 315 and encodes 104 amino acids. NCBI's taxonomy places the organism in Eukaryota, Metazoa, Chordata, Mammalia, Diprotodontia, Phalangeridae. The transcript is spliced from 3 exons.
AUGGAGAUGCCCAAUAGGCAGUUGGAGGUUCGAGUGGUUAGAGCUGGAUUCACCUACACCUACCAGUGCUCCCUCCUCUCACUAUCAUGGAUGGCUUCAGACAAUGAAUUUUUCUUGGAGUUUCUCCAGACACUGCUGGUUGGGUCCGUGGAAGAACUCUACGAAGGGCCACUGGCCCCCUACGAUAUCAAUCCCGAUGCCAAGGGUGCCAUGUCUGAGCUCAAAUCAUGCAUUGAUAACCUAGCUCCCAUGCACAAGGCUGAACUGGUCAAGCUUCUGGUGGUUGUAUUGGACAGUCAUGGGGGUGAUGCCUAGGAGCAGUUGAGAAGACCAAGCCAGCAUUGAAAGACCUCUACUCUGCCUCUGCCCCUGUUCUCCUGGCUGUUCCCAGCUCCUAUCCUCACCAGACCCUCCUCUUCUCUUGCCCCUCUCCUAAUGUUCCUGGGCUAUCACCACCCACCUCCAUCCCCCUCCAGACAAACCUGUCCCAGAUCACUUCAUCAAUAAAAUCUCA